Messenger RNA from Daphnia pulex (common water flea), 926 nucleotides. RefSeq names its product putative cuticle collagen 80. Bases 47 to 808 code for a protein of 253 amino acids. The transcript has 5 exons. NCBI's taxonomy places the organism in Eukaryota, Metazoa, Arthropoda, Branchiopoda, Diplostraca, Daphniidae. The record is from RefSeq and is a predicted model, not a curated record.
AGCUGGAUGUAACUGAUCAACCCGAAAAAGAUCAACGUGUGGAAAAAUGUUGUCGUUUCUAUUUCUGUUCGUCUGCUGGGUGAUGGUGACGCUGUCGGCCGGAAUUGCCAAGGCGGAAUUCGCACUACCGCCACCGUACCCGGCAACUUUGAUUCACUCCGGAAGAGGAGCCAUCGCUGGAUCAUCUGAUUAUUCCACUCGUCAUCUCUACUAUUCCCAGCUGUUGCCUUAUUACUUUUCCGGGAAUCGGCGAUUGGCAGCAGCAGCAUCAGCAGCCGGAUCGAUGCCCACCAACCACUACGGGUAUCACCAACAAGCUGGAUCGAAUUAUUACGAGGUCGAUUACCCGUCGUAUUAUUCCGUUCAUCCGCCAGCGCCUUAUAUUCCGCAAUAUUACCAGCAGCAGGAUCCAGUUAGUAGUCAGUAUCGGGGUAAUAUGAUGAUGGGCUCUGCUGGACAGGCCGAAGGACCCAUGUUGAGUGAACGACAAAAUGGGCCAUUUCAAUUAUUCUCAGCACUAAGAGGACCACCAGGUCCACCUGGUCCUUUUGGACCUUCUGGUCCAGCUGGAGCUCCGGGUUCUCCUGGACCGGCCGCCGGUACUCCUGGCCCUGCUGGAGCGCCAGGACCAGACGGAAUUCCAGGCACUGACGGCGUACCCGGAACGGACGGCGUUCCCGGUACGGAUGGAGUACCCGGCACAGACGGCCUAGUCGGACCGGAUGGAGCCCCUGGUCCGGAUGGAAUGCCCGGUCCGGAUGGUCAACCUGGUACGCCCGGAACGGAUGGAAUCCCUGGCACACCUUGAAAAUGAAAGAAGAAUUUGGAAUUGGAAUUUAUUUUUAAUACGGUCAAGGGAAUGGGGAACAUAUAUUUCUUUUUAAAUAAUCGAGUAAGAUCUGAAUAAACAGUUACCUUGGAUAUUA